AGCUAGCAGAGUGCACGGAAGUCUUUUCGGCUUCUGGAAUAAUAAACUCUGAAGCAGUCAUGUCGUUUUGUUCGUUUUUUGGUGGAGAAGUCUUUAAAGACCACUUUAAACCAGGAAUUUAUGUAUGUGCCAGUUGUGGUCAUCAGCUGUUUUCCAGUCGCUCAAAGUAUGAACACUCUUCUCCAUGGCCAUCCUUCACAGAGACCAUCAAUGAGAACAGUGUCACCAAACAUAAAGAGAGACCUAAUGCUUAUAAGGUGCGGUGUGGAAAGUGUUACAAUGGAUUGGGUCAUGAAUUUGUGAAUGAUGGCCCGGCCAAAGGACUGUCUCGCUUCUGAAUAUUCAGCAGCUCACUAAAGUUCAUCCCUAAAGAUAAGGUUGAUGGACAGUAAGGUGAGAUAAGAGACAUUCUGUUGGCGACGUCGAUGGUUCUCUGCGCUGCAGAAGGUGUGGACAGUGUAUGAAGUGUUCUGGGUCAAAGCCCAGUCUGGGACAUCCAGGGCUCAGAUGGUUGUUGGCCUCACUGGACAGCAAGAACAGAGGACUGCUGUG
Messenger RNA from Thalassophryne amazonica, 552 nucleotides. RefSeq names its product methionine-R-sulfoxide reductase B1-A-like. The record is from RefSeq and is a predicted model, not a curated record. Gene Ontology annotation, molecular function: peptide-methionine (R)-S-oxide reductase activity. The transcript is spliced from 4 exons. Lineage: Eukaryota; Metazoa; Chordata; Actinopteri; Batrachoidiformes; Batrachoididae.